AAUACCACUCUCUCCUUGUUCUCCCAGCGUCCUUUGCGGCGGCGGCGGCGGCGGCUGUCUGUUGCUCGCCAUAUUGUGUAGCUGAGAGGGGAAGGGGGGCUGAAGCAGCCGCUGUCGACUCGCCUCAGCCCUGGCUGCGGGAAGAGGAGGCGGUGGUGCCGAGGGCGGCGGCGGCGGCGGCAACGGCAACAACAACGCGGGAGGUGACCACGACGGGCAAGAGAGCCGAGCGGGCGGGCGGGAGCGGACGAGCCUUCGAGAGGCAGCGAGCAACGGGGCCGCCAUGUCUCAAGCCGUGCAGACAAACGGAACACAGCCUUUGAGCAAAACAUGGGAGCUGAGCUUGUACGAACUUCAAAGAACACCUCAGGAAGCAAUAACAGAUGGCCUGGAGAUAGUGGUGUCACCCCGAAGCCUCCACAGUGAGCUAAUGUGUCCAAUUUGUCUGGAUAUGUUAAAAAACACCAUGACUACUAAGGAAUGUCUACAUCGUUUUUGUGCAGAUUGCAUCAUCACAGCCCUCAGAAGUGGAAACAAAGAAUGCCCAACUUGUCGUAAAAAGCUUGUUUCUAAAAGAUCCCUGAGGCCAGAUCCAAACUUCGAUGCCCUCAUCAGUAAAAUUUACCCAAGUCGUGAUGAAUAUGAGGCUCAUCAGGAGAGAGUUCUAGCAAGGAUCAGCAAGCACAAUAACCAACAAGCUCUGAGCCACAGCAUUGAAGAGGGCCUGAAAAUCCAGGCUCUGAACAGGUUACAAAGAGGCAAGAAACAACAGAUAGAGAACGGCAGUGGAGCAGAGGACAAUGGGGACAGCUCACACUGCAGUAACGCUUCAACUCACAGUAAUCAGGAAGCCGGGCCAAGUAACAAACGGACCAAAACAUCUGAUGAUUCUGGCCUAGAACUGGACAAUAACAAUACAACAGUUGCAAUAGACCCAGUCUUGGAUGGUGCAAGUGAAAUAGAGCUAGUUUUCAGACCCCAUCCUACGCUAAUGGAGAACGAUGACAGUGCACAGACAAGGUACAUAAAGACUUCAGGCAAUGCCACAGUUGAUCACUUAUCCAAGUACUUGGCUGUGAGACUGGCUUUGGAAGAACUCCGGAGCAAAGGAGAGUCAAAUCAGAUGAAUCUUGAAACAGCCAGUGAAAAGCAGUACACAAUUUAUAUUGCUACAGCAAAUGGCCAGUUUACUGUGCUGAAUGGGUCAUUUUCCUUGGAGCUGGUCAGUGAAAAGUAUUGGAAAGUGAAUAAACCCAUGGAACUUUACUAUGCACCAACAAAGGAACACAAAUAAGCCUGACAACAGUUUUGAGGUGGAACUCUAAUUUCUUUUUUAUAACUUUGGUUUACUUUAAAUAAGUGAAGCACCAUCCUCUGCAUCACGGACAUCUACUGAGGGACUGGAUUCCUUGAUUAAUAUCCAUAUUGAUCAUUAGGCAGUAUUUUGUGUGAUAUUUUAACUUGCAUUUUUCUCUCUGGAGGACUGGUCUGUACAUUCCAUUGUUGCUGUUGGUGUCCUUUUUUAUUUGGUGGCUCUUGUUCCCCGUGCAUGAUAAUAGAAGCAGCAAUGGUUUUUGGGGUGAUGUGUCUUCAAUCUGGCAUACAUGCUAGCACCAAAUUCUGACAAGGGCUAAGCAAAAAUAAUUAGAGCAUAAAGAACUCUCGCUGACAUCAGCAGUGUUAGAAUCCAUAUGAUUAGAGUAGAUUUCUUAAGUCACUGACUACUUGUGAUGCAAAAGAAAGUGGUGGUAGCAGGAACCAAAGGGGUUGUUCACAGCAGUAACUGAGCUUCUGGACAUUGCCUGGGCAAUAAGUCUUACGGCCCUGUAAGUCAAAAAGGUUGGUUCAUAUGUAACUAUGUCUCUGGUAUCAAACAGGUGACAGCCUUGGGAAUGUGUGCAAUUCCUUCUCUCAUUACGUUUUAGCAUAAUUUGGCUUCCCUUGGUUUAGAUGCUAAAACCACAAAAUCAUGAUUGAGAUAAUCCUAGGUAAUGGUUGACUGUAUAUGACAGUAGUAUCUUCUGUAUUGCUUAACAGCAAUUAAAGAAUGAGAGGGAAUUAAAUUUGGCAAAGUACUGCAUAUAUAUCUUUAGUACUGAUAAUUUGUUAGCCAUGGUUUAUGAAGAGCCAGUGUUACUACUGCUUUGGCCCAUUCAUAGGGAAAACAUUAGCACUGAUACACCUUGAAAAUAAUUAUUUCUGCUGAAGCCUUAGGCAGCUUCAGUAUCAAGUGACUAAUUUAAAUGAAUUCUGAGCAUAGUGUCCCUACCUACUUGCAUACUUUGAAGUCAUUAAUUCAGAGGUGGAGCCUAAUCUAUGCUAGAAGCCCCCAAUACCCUGAUCCAAAUCCCCUUCACUAUAAUCUUCCCUUACCUAGUGGAAAAUGAAUUUUAAAAAAAUCUGAUAGAAGUAAAAGGCACAAAAUAAAGUGCUCCUACCAAACUUUUGUACAGAAAAUACUGACAGAUUUUUUCCUCAAAUACUUUCCUAAUAUUUUUAGCCAUAUUAACAAUACUUGGCACUUAUGAUUAUAAUAAAUAAAACACAGGUGAUUUUUGGUUUUGCCUGGAUCAGAAGUCUGGUUAUAUGCUCAGUUACAACUGAUUGGGUAGGGUAAACCGAUUAUCUGAACCAUAUUUGUUCUCCUAAUGAGACUGACACAAGGCUGUAAGGCUGAAGAGACAGUUAAGUAUUUUUUUUCACCAUCCCCCCAAAACUGCAGUAUAUUGGCUGCUGUCAUGUUGUACUGGGAAGGGGAGCAGUAGAAAAGUUGGAGGGGUGUGGGUGAGCAUGUUCUUCAGUGAUUCUCACUUAAGACCUGAAAAAAUAUGCAGUCAGCUGUUGGUACACUUUUAAACAUUUGGAUAUUCAUUUAAAAAUCUGGCCAUUAACCUGAGUUUAGGAUGAAGCCCAUAGUUUCCCACUCUGGUAAUGUUGUACUCCUGUAAGAAAAAGAAAUUACAGUAUAGCCUUUUUGACCUCUCUAAUACCAAUCAUUCUAAAGGUCUGAUAGCAGUUUGUGCUAUGGAAUUCCUUAAUAACCAGAAAUCUAGGGGUGGGAAAGGAAGCUAUACCUUGCCAAUUUAGUUUUACUUAGUAGUUUUGAUGUAAUGUACAAUUUAUAUAGCUUACUAGUGCAUGUCCACAAAAUAUAAUCAGGUUUCUUUUCAUGUGAAAAAUGCUUUUGUAUGGGCAGAUACCAAUUGCAGUAGGAAAAAACCCUGCAUUGUGAUUUACCCAAGAUAGUGUUUAACCCUGUAAUCAGAUAAAAUGUUUGUAAAAUUCUGAAAGUUUAUCUACUUAGAGUGUGUGUUAUUCCCAACUUAUGUGUGGGAGAAUGUGAAUUUUUACUUUUGUGUUGCCAUGAAUUCAUCAAGUAUUUAUAUUACUUAAAUACAUAAAGUAGCUGUUUUACUCAA
Messenger RNA from Pogona vitticeps (central bearded dragon), 3419 nucleotides. It is a transcript of the gene RNF2, whose product is annotated as ring finger protein 2. Lineage: Eukaryota; Metazoa; Chordata; Lepidosauria; Squamata; Agamidae. The record is from RefSeq and is a predicted model, not a curated record. Gene Ontology annotation, molecular function: ubiquitin protein ligase activity; chromatin binding. Gene Ontology annotation, cellular component: PcG protein complex; ubiquitin ligase complex.